GUUUGGUUUUUGUUUCGCAACAAUAACAACAACAAAAAAAACACAAAAAAACACUUGCUAAGGACGACGCUUUAAUAAUUUGCCGAAUACAUGCCGCGCCAGCAUGUCCAAGAAGAAGAUCGCACCGGAAAGACGUCCCUACUGCGAUACGCGGCUGCAGGAUGCCAACUAUCGUCGCAAGCGCACGUUGCAUGUGGCACACAUCUGCCAGGCCCAGACGCAGACCAAGAAAGGUGGCAAGCGGCCGCUUAACGAUUGCCCCUUCUUCAGCAUGGAGUAUAGUUUUGAUGAGCUGCCACUGGAUCCAGUGAAGGAGUUUCUGCUCGAGAAGAUCUCACACAUGCAAAACGAUACCAUUGUGGGGCGUUGCAAUCACGAGCUUGACUUUCAUCUAUACGAUAUGGUGAACGUGAAGGAUAAGUACAAGGUGUGCGACGAUGAUGACUUGCAGCAGCUCGAGCUCGAGGAUAUUGUGAUGCCAGAGAAGUUUGAAAUAUUGCGCGAUGCCAAGGAUCACGGCUACAAUUUCGACCAAAUGGCUUGUAAUCAAUUUCCCUGGAUUGACAAAUGGAUGACUGGCGUGCGUCCCAGCGAGCAGGAAAUUUAUGAAAUGACCAACAAGCUGCUUGACAUUUAUUGCAAGCGACGCGUGCGUAUCUUUUACUUUGACUGCGGCACACGCUCAUCCUUGUGGACAAAUCAACUGAGACGUCAAUACGGCGCGCCCUCGGAGCUAAUUGGUGCCUACAAUACGCCCACUGCCAGGCACUUGCGUGUGCCGGCGCUGGAACCGAAAAGCAAAGUGAAGAAGCCAACGUUUAAGGCUGGGGAUCAUUAUGCGCUGCGAACGCCACAAGAAUGCCGCAAUGAGCUGAAUCGCGUGGGUAAGAUCAUUGAUGAGCUUAUGGCACCUGUGCUAAAGGAGGCGCAACAUAAUACCGAACAUAACAAGCUGCACUAUUCCACUAAGCCGGACUGUCAGGCACAACGCAAAGCAGAACUCAAGCUGCGCAAGCCCAAAUGCAAAGUCAAUACCAAACGCAUACAUCGCAAGAAUUUUGCCAGCAAUGAAGAGUUUCUCAAGUGCCUUAAGAAAAUGGAAUCCACGCAUUUUCCCUAUAUGGCGCCUUUGCAACCUGUGGAGCCCGAGGAGCAAAAGCUGCAGCUGUUGUCGAGAUAUCAACGCAAGUUGCGCGCCGCUGAGCAGAAGUUUACUUUGGAGAUCAUGAAACGUUACAAAUGCCUGUUGAAAAGCAUGUCCGUGCUGCAGCUGGAAACGUAUCCUUCCAGGCUUAUACGGCUGGCAGUGCGACGCAUUGAUUCACACAAUCCCGUGCUGCAGGAUGCUUUCAAAUUCAUAUUGCAGGAGGAGAAACAUUGGCCCAAACUGCCGCCAGAAGUUAUAUUAAUGGAUUAUCUGUUUGUGGGCGACCGCAGCAUACGCCUAGACUUUGCUAUAUUAGUUAUAGUCUGCCUCAUAGAUCUGCAAGAAGAUUUUCGCUAUCAUGUCAAACGCGCCUUUUUGCGUUAUUUGCUGCAAUCCAAAAUGGAAUGCACACGUCUGCAGCUGGAGCCAGAGCCACCGGAUUUUCCCAUAUUGACUAUAACAUCGCCAGUGCCUUGGCGUUCACGCUUGCUGCUGGCCAAGAGUCGCAUUGGCGAAAUGCUAAUGAUAACACAUCCCACCAUACAAGCCUUGAAUCUGUUGUGGCAUCAGCUCUAUGGCGAUUUGGUUAUAGUUGAUCUGUCCAAGCUGCUGCUGAGCCAAAGACCGCUGGAUGCGGAUGUGGUGCAGAAUUUUGUCAAGGAAAGUUGUGCGCAAGUCAAAGAUCUGCUGGUGCAUGAUUGGCUGCCACGCUGUGCUGACCUAAUGGAUCUGAUGCGCAACAGCUGGAAGGAUCUGGUGCCCAUGUCUGGCAAAUACGGUGGACGUGCCAGCACCUUGUUCAAAUGCAUACACUCGCUAAUGUCCAGGCAUCUGGAUGGACUUAUACACAAGAGUUUGGCAUAUUUAUUUAAGAUACUCUGCGCCUAUAAGGGCGGCAACGAUAUUGAAUCCUAUUCCAUGCAUGAUAAGAAACUCAGACGUCGUCCCUUAGUUGCGCUAAUUGUGUCUGUGGUGGGCGCGCAUUUUGACAAUGAGCCCAUUGACUUUGGGCCAGGCAUUAGACCUGAUGAGAACGUUUAUGUAUUCGACAAUGAUGAUGCGGAUCCAUUUUAUCAAUCACCUGGCACGCAAACGACGGAAGUUCCGCCUGAUGUUGAUGAUGUGGUCUUGUUUGAAAUGGACAACAGCUACAAGUUCUACAUAUAUCCCUAUAUGUUGGAACUGCCUGCUAUAUUCAGAGACUUGUUCAAAAGCAUUCUAAUGGUGGGCUAUGAAAUACCCAGGCUGGAGUACAUAAUGUCCGGCGGCACACGCGAAACCUUUGGCUAUUUGCACUACAUAGACGAGGACCAUGAUGACUUCCUUGUGCUCUGCACCAAGGUUGAGGAAAUAGUCAAAAUCAAUUGGCGUGGUGUGCAUGUGUAUUUGAAGCCCAUUUACAAAUAUUAUUUUGGCUUGUUUCAAAAGCUUAUAAUGCCCAUGGUGGAGAAAAUCUGGACGGACAAUACAUUACCUGAAUUAGUGGUUGUUAAGGAAUUAAUGAAAAAAUUGCGCGACGUCAGCGAUACGACCUAUUAUCUGCGUGAUUUCAUACCGUUAAACUUGUUCCUGUUGGAUAAUCGUCAUGUUAAAGAAUCGUUGCGCAUGUACGUGAAGAAAAUCUACGAUUUUAUAAUUGAUUUCUAUAGGGCGCUCAAUCUGAACGAGAAUCGCGCAAUUUGCGAGGAGCUUGAGGAGAUGUCGAUGAAGGCCGGCGAACGGCCAGAGGAAACACCAGAGGUGGUCGCUUUGCAAAACUACAUCACCGAGUGCCGGGAGAUGCGCAUAUUUGCCAUAAAAGAUGAAAUCAAGAACGUGUUGAAGCGCGUCGUAUUCCUGCUGACACAUGCAUACCUGACCAGCGAUGAAAUCCAUCUGAAUACACGCACAUUUAUACUGCCCGGCGAGCUGGAGGAGGUGCUCGAUCUGAGCGCUGCACGCCUUUCUGUGGUCCGUGAUAAUCUUGAAAUGGCAUUGCGCGAGCGGCGUUUGCAGUUCGAGAAACUUUUGGCGCAGGAGAAGCGCACAAUGGAUGGUUUUCGCAUCAAGGAAAUACGCGAUGUGCUCACGCUGGAUGAUCUCAAGGAGCGCGUGGAUACCGUCGACUUGCUGUUCACUACCAUAGAGAAUCUGAGUCGUGAGGCGAAAGCAAUUAAUGUGGAGGAGACAUUGCUGCAAAUUGAUGUGUCCGCCUUUCCCUUGCUGGGCGAAAUCAUUGAGAAAAUGGAGCCAAUUGAAAAACUAUGGAAGACAUCGUAUGAAUUCGAAAAGGAUUAUCUCAUUUGGAUGUUCGAGCGCUUCGAAUGCCUUAAUGCGGAUGGCGUGCGGGAGCAGGUCGAGACUAUGCACAAGAUCAUGCACAAGUUAUCACGACAAUUGGCCUACAAUCCCAUAGCCAAGCGCGUGGCGGAGCAGAUGCGCAUCAAAAUUGAAAAGUUUCGCGUCUAUUUGCCUGUGCUCGACUCCAUUUGUCGCCAUGGGCUGGAGAAGCGCCACUGGGAUCGCAUAUCAAGCAUACUAGGACGCGAAAUUAAUCCCAAGCUAUAUCCCACGCUGAAGGAUAUGAUUGAAGCGGAUAUAAUGAGCAUACUGCCGCAGCUGGAGGAGAUUGCCAAUGCAGCUGGCAAGGAAUAUGAUCUGAACAUGGGUCUAAAGAACAUGCAGGCGGACUGGAAGGAUGUUAUGUUUGAGGUGCUGCAGUAUCGUGACUCGGACACGCAUAUUCUCGCCGCCCUGGAUGAUAUACAAACACUGCUGGACGAUCAUAUAAUGCGCACUCAGGCCAUGAAACGUUCGCCUUUUAUAGUUGCCUUGGGCUCGAAGGCAGAUGACUGGGAAACGCGUUUGCUGCUGGUGCAGAAUAUUAUCGAUGCCUGGGCCAAUGUGCAGGUUACUUGGAUGUACUUGGAGCCUAUUUUUAGCUCCGAGGAUAUUAUGCGACAAAUGCCGCUGGAGGGACGCAACUUUAAGGCGGUGGAUAAGAUCUGGCGACGCAUUAUGAAGUUUGUGCUGAAGGACAGACAUGUAAUGGCGGCCACAGAGUAUCCAGAAAUGCUGGAAGUGUUUACCAAAGCCAUCGAAGACUUGGAAACGGUGCAAAAGGGUCUGAAUACGUAUUUGGAGCAAAAGCGUUUGUUCUUUGCGCGUUUCUUUUUCUUGUCCAACGAUGAGCUGCUGGAAAUAUUGUCGGAGACCAAGGAUCCAAUGCGCGUGCAGCCGCAUUUGCGAAAAUGCUUUGAAGGCAUUGGCACACUAACCUUUGAUGAUAAUAUGGAAAUAACGCACAUGAUAAGCGAUGAGGAUGAACGCGUCAGCUUGGUCAAGAAAAUAAAUCCACAGGCAGCCAAUGGCUUGGUGGAAAUCUGGCUUAAAGAAGUAGAGAUGGUUAUGCUGGACAGUGUGAAGGAGCAAAUGCGUGAGGCCUGGGAGGACUAUUCCAUGGUGGAUCGCAUUUCCUGGGUGACUUCCUGGCCAGGUCAGGUGGUGCUUGGCAUAAGCUGCAUGGCCUGGACCUAUGAGGUGGAGGAGGCCAUUGAAAAGAAGACAUUGCUGCCCUAUUUGGAAAAGUGUAAUGUACAAAUUGGCGAACUGGUGCAGCUUGUGCGUACGGAUUUGCAAACAGGCGUGCGCAUUGCCGUUGAGGCGCUGAUUGUGCUCGAUGUGCAUGAUCGCGAUGUGGUUAAAUACUUGGCGGACAUGCGUGUUACCAACAUACAAGACUUUGAUUGGAUGUCGCAGCUGCGUUACUACUGGAAAGUCAACGACAAGAAUGAGGAUUGGGUUUGCGUCAGCAUGGUUGUGACUGAUGUGCAGUAUGGCAUGGAAUACUUGGGCAAUUUACCUCGUCUUGUGGUCACGCCGCUUACUGAUCGUUGCUAUCGCACUUUGAUGGGCGCAUUGAAAUUGUGUCUGGGCGGCGCUCCCGAGGGACCUGCGGGCACAGGCAAAACUGAAACCUGCAAGGAUCUGGCCAAGGCGGUGGCCAAAAAGUGUGUUGUCUUCAAUUGCUCCGAUGGCCUGGACUACAAAGCGCUGGGCAAGUUCUUCAAGGGAUUGGCACAGUCGGGCGCCUGGGCCUGCUUCGACGAGUUCAAUCGCAUAGAGCUGGAGGUGCUGUCUGUGGUGGCGCAACAGAUUCUGACCAUACAGCGUGCCAUUGGACGCAAGGUUGUGAAAUUCUUUUUCGAGGAUACAAUGCUCAAACUGGAUCCAACUUGUAGCAUAUUCAUAACCAUGAAUCCUGGCUAUGCUGGGCGCACAGAGCUGCCGGAUAAUCUUAAAGUGCUGUUCCGUACGGUGGCUAUGAUGGUGCCGGACUAUGCCAUGAUUGGCGAGAUCACGCUCUACUCCAAUGGUUUUGAUCAGGCGCGUCCGCUGUCACAGAAAAUUGUGCAGGCUUACAAGCUAUGCUCGGAGCAGUUGUCCUCGCAGUCGCAUUACGAUUACGGUAUGCGUGCUGUGAAAUCUGUGCUGCUGGCCUCCGCAUCGCUGCGACGCCUUUACCCUGACCUGCCCGAACCGCAAAUUGUCUUGCGCGCCAUUGUUGAUGUCAAUUUACCGAAAUUCCUCGAGCAGGAUAUUUCACUAUUCAUUGGCAUCUAUAUGGAUCUGUUCCCGGGCGUUGAUCUGCCCAUGCCUCAACGUGAUGAUAUUUUAAAAUGGCUGCGCAUUAAUCUGGAGGAGCGCAACCUGCAGGCCACGCCUUGGUACUUGGAGAAAAUUCUACAGAUAUAUGAAAUGAUGCUGGUGCGGCACGGCCUUAUGAUAGUCGGCGGCUCCAUGGGCGGCAAAACCACAGCCUAUCAGGUGCUGGCGCAGACGCUGCGCAAUGUCUCGCUGGAUGAGGAGUCGACACUCAAGGAAUUCCCAGUGGUGUUUCGCAUUAUAAAUCCCAAGGCCAUUACCAUGGGCCAGCUAUACGGACGCUUUGAUCCGGUGUCACAUGAGUGGUCCGAUGGCGUGCUGGCCAAAACGUUUCGCGAACAGGUGGGCGGACCCAAGAACGAGCGCGCCUGGGUUAUGUUCGAUGGUCCGGUGGACGCAGUUUGGAUUGAGAACUUGAACACAGUGCUGGACGACAACAAGAAGCUGUGUCUGAUGUCUGGCGAAAUUAUGCAGAUGACCAAAAUGAUGAACAUGAUGUUCGAGCCGGCCGACUUGGAGCAGGCCUCGCCAGCGACAGUCUCGCGUUGCGGCAUGAUCUACAUGGAGCCCUCGCAGCUGGGCUGGCGCGCCUUUCACAAGAGUUUUGUCAAUAUACUGGUAAACAAUGUGGGACUCAACGAUAUAUACAUGACACUGUUCGAGGACAUGGUGGAGUGGCUGAUACCAGCAGCGCUGGAAUUCCUGCCGCAGUGCAAGCAGAUGCUGGAGCUCUCGCCGCUGUAUCAGUACCAAACAUUUUCGCGUUUCUUUUUGCAUUUUCUGGAGAAGCACAAGGUAUUCAAUCAGGCGUGGUUUCAGCAAAUGUUUCUCUUCUGCUAUGCCUGGGCUUAUUGCUCGGCGCUGGCAGCUUCCGGCCAGCGCACCUUUGAUACGCUGCUGCGCAAGGUUAUCUAUGGCUCCAAUGAGGCUUAUCCCAAGCCCAAGUACUUCUCACUCAAUCGCGGGCAGAUGUUCCCAGAGAAGCUCGUGUUUCUCGACUAUCGCUUCGAUGAGGCAGAGAACUGGUGGACCUGGCAAAAGUCUGAUGACUCCGGCGCAGCUACCAAUCUGCCCGAGAGCGCACAGAUUAGUGAGCUCAUAGUGCCCACCAAGGAGACGGGCUACAUUAGCUACUGGCAGGAGUUCUGCAUAGCCAAGAAUUUCGGCAUGUUGGUGGUGGGACCCACGGGUACGGGCAAGAGCGCAAUCAUUAGCAGCAAUUUGCUGGCCAUGCCCAAGUUUGCCAAUCUCAUUAACAUUAUCAACUUUUCGGCGCGCACCUCGGCGCAAAUGGUGCAGGAUACCAUCAUGAGCAAGCUGGAUCGUCGGCGCAAAGGUGUCUAUGGCCCAGCGCUGGGCAAGAAGUGCAUUGUUUUUUGUGAUGAUGUGGCCAUGCCCUCGAAGGAUACGUAUGGCUCGCAGGCACCGCUGGAGUUGCUCCGCACCUGGCUGGAUCAUGGCUACUGGUCGGAUCUGGUGGAUACCACAAAAAUCGAGCUGGUUGAUAUGACUUUGAUGUGCGCCAUGGGCACACUGGGCGGCAGCAAUUUUAUCUUUCCGCGUCUCUAUCGCCACAUGUUCGUUGUGGCUGUGGACUCCUUUGAGGACUCCACCAUCAUACGUAUAUUCACGACAAUUGGUGAUUGGCACUUUGCCAAGGGCUAUCCCGAGAAGGUGGCGCUGCUGGCGCGCGGCUUAUCGGAGGCAAUGGUCAGCGUCUACCGCGAGGCCAUACGCAUCUUUCUGCCCACGCCAGCCAAGUCGCAUUACAGUUUCUCGCUGCGGGAUAUUACACGUGUCUUUCAGGGCAUUGUGCUGGUGCCGCCCAAGCGUAUGCCCGACCAGGAGAAGCUGGGACGCCUCUGGGCGCAUGAGACAUAUCGCGUUUUUUAUGACCGCCUUGUGGACCAGGCAGAUCGUGACCGUCUGCUUAUCAUCGCAGUGGACGCAUGCAAAAACUAUUUACGCUUCUCGCUGGAGGCGGCAUUUGCGGAUCGCAUGGAGCCUGGCGAAAAGCUGAGCGAUAAUGAUUUGCGCAAUCUGUUCUACGGCAACUACAUGGAGCCGGAUGCAGAGCCCAAGUACUAUGAUGAGUGCGAUAGCUAUGAGAAGCUGGAGAAGCUCAUGAAGUACUAUCUGCGUGAAUACAAUUCCUUCUCCAGCUCGCCCAUGGACUUGGUCAUGUUCCGCUUUGCCAUAGAGCACGUCAGCAGAGUUUCGCGCGUACUGCAAAUGCCUCGAGGCAAUGUUUUGAUGGUGGGCAUGGGCGGCUCAGGACGUCGCAGCUCCUGCCGCCUGGCUGCGUUUAUAGCCGACUGUCGUCUGAUGACCGUGCAGGUCUCCAAGUCGUAUACGCUGACGGACUGGCGUGAUGAUCUAAAGAAGAUUUUAAUGUCGGCCAGCUUUAAUAUUAAUCACACCGUAUUUCUAUUCUCGGAUGCGCAGGCUACAGACGAGGGCUAUGUGGAGGAUAUCAAUGGAAUACUUAAUACCGGUGAUUUGCCAAAUCUGUAUCAACUGGAGGACAAGGCAACCAUAAUGGAGAAUAUGGCAAAUGUGGCCAAGCAAUUGGGAAAGGUAUUAGACUCAUUGCCCAGCGAGGUCUACGCUUACUUUAUUGAACGCAUUAGAGAGCAGCUGCAUAUAGCUUUGGCCUUCUCGCCCAUUGGCGAGUCCUUUAAGGAACGCAUACGUGUCUACCCAUCGCUCAUCAACUGCUGCACCAUUGACUGGUACAUGCCCUGGCCGGAGGAGGCUUUGUCGCGCGUGGGCAUCUACUUUGUUACCUCCAUGCAUCUGAAUAAGCCGCAUGAUGAGGAGCAGGCAGAGGCAGCCGAAGCUCCGCGCGCUUCUGAGGAGCCCAAGGAGGAGGAAAAGCGUGGCACGCGCAACGAAGGGGAUCGUGAGUUGACGCAGCUUGAAGAGGAUCUGGUGGCCUGUGUCAUGUACUUCCAUCAGAGCGUCGUCGAUGCUAGCGAAAAGUGCUAUCGCGAGCUGAGCAGACGCAACUAUGUCACGCCCUCCGCAUAUCUGGAGCUGCUGAAAGCCUUCCGCACUUUCUACGCCCGCAAGCUGGACGAGAUUACGCGACUGCGCGACAGAUACACCACAGGCUUGGAGAAGCUCGACUUUGCAGCCAGUCAGGUGGGCGAAAUGCAAACCAAUCUGUACGACUUGCAGCCCAAGCUGAAAGUGUUGAGCGAGGAAACGGAUCGCAUAAUGGUGAACAUUGAACGCGAGACGGCAGAGGCAGAGAAGAAAAAGGAAGUUGUGGGCGCGGAUGAGGCAGCGGCCAAUGAGGCAGCUGCAGCGGCACAGGCAAUCAAAGAUGACUGCGAAACAGACUUGGCAGAAGCUAUACCAGCCAUGGAGGCAGCUUUGGAGGCGCUGAACACGCUCAAGCCUGCAGACAUUGUUGUGGUCAAGUCCAUGAAGAGUCCGCCCUACGGCGUUAAGCUGACGCUCGAAGCAGUGUGUGUGCUCAAGGGUUUGAAGCCUGAUCGCAAGCCCGAUGCUAGUGGCCAUAUGGUGGAGGACUAUUGGGGUCCUUCCACGCGCAUGCUGAGCGACAUGAAGUUCCUGGAGUCGCUGAAGACCUUCGACAAGGACAACAUACCGCCAGCCAUAAUCAAAAAAGUGCGCGAAAAAUAUAUAGCUGAUCGUGACUUUGUGCCUGAGAAGAUCAAAGCUGCUUCGAUGGCCUGCGAGGGCAUUUGCCGCUGGGUGCGCGCCAUGGAUGUUUAUGACAAAGUCGCGCGCAUUGUUAUGCCCAAAAAGGCUGCGCUGGCCGAAGCUGAGGGUGAGCUGCUGCAGCAAAUGGAGAAGCUAAAUGCCAAGCGAGCCGAGCUGCAAGUUAUCCUGGACAAGCUGCAAAAGCUAAAUGACUUCUUUGCUGAGAAAUCUCGCGAGAAGAAGCGGCUUGAGGAUGAAAUUGACAAUUGCGAAAAGAAACUAAACAGAGCUGAAAAGCUGCUAGGUGGCCUGGGUGGCGAGAAGACGCGUUGGGGUGAGGCAGCCAAGAAUCUGCACGAAUCCAUCAGCAAUAUUGUGGGCGAUGUGCUGCUCGCUGGCGGCUGCACCGCUUACCUGGGAUUCUUCACCACUGAGUAUCGCGUUAAUAUUGUGAACGAUUGGAAUGAGCUCUGCCUGCGUCGGCACAUACCAUGCAGCGAGACCUUCUCGCUGGCCACCACAUUGGGUCAUCCCAUGACCAUACGCGCCUGGUCGCUGGCUGGACUGCCGGCUGAUAACUUCUCUGUGGAGAAUGGCAUUAUAGUCACCAACUCGAGUCGCUAUUCACUGCUCAUUGAUCCACAAGUGCAAGCUAACAAGUGGAUUAAGAACAUGGAGAAGAACAAUAAUCUCAAGGUGGUCAAGCAGAGCGACUCCAAUUACAUGCAAGUGCUGGAGCUGGCUAUAACCUAUGGACAACCUGUGCUCAUUGAGAAUGUGGGUGAGAAGCUGGACGCGAAUCUGACGCCCAUUUUGGAGAAGAACAUUAUUAAGAGCAAGGGAGGGCUGUUCAUCAAAAGUGGCGACCAAAUGAUUGAAUACAAUCCAGAGUUUCGUCUUUAUAUAACGACCUGUCUGCGCAAUCCGCAUUAUCCACCGGAAGUGAUGGUUAUGGUAACAGUAUUAAAUUUCAUGAUAACGGAACAAGGAUUACGCGAACAAUUGCUGGCGAUUGUUGUGGCACACGAACGUCCCGAUUUGCAAGAGAAGAAGGAACAAUUGAUUAUUGAAUCCGCAAGGAAUCGUGAUGCAUUGUACACCAUUGAAUCCAAGAUAUUAGAGGUGCUGUCCACUUCGGAGGGCAAUGUGCUGGAAGAUGAGAACGCCAUCAACAUACUGUCCUCAAGUAAAGUCCUGUCCGAGGACAUACAGGAGAAGCAGAUUGUCGCCGUGGCAACUGAAAUUGAAAUCGACUCCGCUCGUCAGCAAUAUAUACCUGUGUCCAAGCACUCGGCCAUUCUAUUCUUCUGCAUCAGCGAGCUGGCCAAUGUGGAUCCCAUGUAUCAAUACUCAUUGGCCUGGUUUCUCAAUCUCUUCGUCAACACCAUACUGAAGGCGCCAAAGUCAACAGUGCUGGCCGAACGUCUGAAUAAUCUUAACGAUUACUUCACCAAGUCCGUUUAUACGAAUGUCUGUCGCUCGCUGUUUGAGAAGGACAAGCUGGUCAUAUCGUUGGUCAUGUGCCUGGGCAUACUUGUGGCGCAGGGACGCGUCGAUAGAGACGAUCUGCUGUUCUUUCUAACCGGCGGCAUUGGCUUCAAGGGCCUGAUACCCAAUCCCUUGACUGAAUGGCUGCCCGACAAGGCCUGGGCUGCCAUCUAUCGCGCUAGCGAUCUAGACGGCAUUAAAAACUUGCAUGUCAAAAUGCAAAAUAAUAUACAAGAGUGGCACGACUAUUAUGAUGCUGUCAAUCCGCAGGAGCUAGAGCUACCCGAGCCCUACAAUAAAGUCAACGAAAUGCUAUACCUGAUUGUACUAAAGAGCCUGCGUCCGGAUAAGCUGGUGCCUGCUGUGCGCGCUUUCAUAACGCGCAACCUGGACAAGUCUUUUGUGGAGCCGCCGCCAUUCGAUUUGGGCGCCUCGUUUGCGGACAGCUCGCCGAGAAUACCGCUGGUGUUUUUACUAUCCGCUGGCUCGGAUCCCAUGGCCAGCCUCUUCAUGUUCGCCAAACAACGCAACAUGUACGACAAAUUGAAAACCAUUUCGCUGGGUCAGGGCCAGGGACCGCGAGCAGAGAAAAUGAUCACAGAAGCUGCACGCCAUGGCCAGUGGGUGGUGCUGCAAAAUUGUCACGUCGCCUUUAGCUGGAUGGGCGACUUGGAGCGCAUUUGCAAUGACACAACGCUGACGGAUGGCGCCCAUGCUGACUAUCGCUUGUGGUGCACUUCAUAUCCAAGCGCGGUCUUUCCCGUGUCUGUGCUGCAAAACUCGGUGAAGAUGACCAAUGAGCCGCCCAAGGGCUUGCGCGCCAAUAUGCAUCGCUCGUUCACCUCGGAUCCGCUAAUGCGUGACAAGUUCUUUACCAAUGCGUUCCUCUUCUCCGACAUGGCCAACAAGUGCUGGCUGCGUGGCGUCUUUGCCCUGGUCUUCUUUCAUGCUGUGGUGCAAGAGCGGCGUGAGUUCGGUCCGCUAGGCUGGAAUAUACCCUACGAGUUUAACGAAUCGGAUCUCAAAAUUUCCUUGCUGCAGCUGAAAAUGUUUAUUACACAAAGCCAUAGCAUUCCCUUCCGUGGUCAUGUAUAUUUGACAGGCGAAUGUAAUUACGGCGGUCGUGUUACCGACGAUAAGGAUCGUCGUCUUAUCUUGUCGCUACUGAAUAUGAUUUACAAUCAGAACACCAUUGAGCAGGAUGGCUAUGCUUUGUCGCAGUCCGGCAAAUAUUGUGUGCCAAUCAGUCCUACGAAACUGAACUCCAUAGAGUACAUAGCCACUUUUCCACUUAGCCCAGAGCCGGACGUGUACGGACUGCAUGAGAAUGCAGACAUUAAUCGCAAUGUGAAGGAAACCAAUGCGCUCAUUGGCGGCGUGCUAUUGACUCAAACUGAUCUCAUGGCCUCAGUCAAGGCCAGCUCAGCUGCAGGCGCCAAAGAAGAUCCUGCCAUAGCCAUUUGCAAGGAGCUGUUGGCACGUCUGCCCGACGAAUAUGACUUGGAUGAAGUGUCCAAGACCUAUCCUGUGAUCUAUACAAACUCUAUGAAUACAGUGCUGCGUCAGGAGCUUAUACGCUUUAAUCGUCUGCUCUCGCACAUACGCAAGAGUCUAAUUAACGUGCGCAAGGCUGUGAUGGGACAGAUAGCAAUGAUACCGGAAUUGGAGCGCGCACACGCAUCUAUGAUAAUAGGCCGAGUGCCGGCGGAUUGGCUUAAAAAGAGCUAUCCCUCGUUGAAGCCCUUGGGCAGCUACGUGAGCGAUUUUCUUGCACGCCUGGAAUUCUUUAAUUCGUGGAUAGAAAACGGUGAACCGAAUGUUUAUUGGAUCUCUGGCUUUUACUUUACGCAAUCCUUUAUCACUGGCGUGCUGCAGAACUAUUCCCGCAAGAAUCGUUUUCAAAUCGAUAUGAUCUUCAUAGAGUUUGCAGUAACCAAAUUUGAGGUGCAAGCCACAGUAGUUGCCGAAGUGGGUGCUUAUAUCAGGGGCAUAUUCAUAGAGGGCGCACGCUGGAACCGCAAAACAAAAGAGGUUGAUGAAUCCUUCUCCAAGAUACUGUUCGACACACUGCCCGUAAUCUAUCUGCGACCUGUGCUAAGGCUGCCAGAGGAAAUACCACGUAGCAGCGGUGGGGCUGAGCCGAGCCAGAUUUAUGACUGUCCCGUGUAUAAGACCAGCGAGCGUCGCGGUAUUCUCUCCACCACUGGCCACUCGACGAAUUUUGUAAUGUACCUGCAGUUGAAAUGCUCACAGACGCCGAUGCAUUGGAUUAAUCGCGGUACGGCCUGCCUCUGCCAGCUGGAUGAUUGAAGGCUGACCUGCAGGCGUUUGCGUCAACGUCCUGCGACCGGAUGUGCCCCACUAUGGCGCGUUUUUAAUACGUUUUAUAUAAGAGCAAGAGCAUGAUUGGCCCAACACUGGAACUGAAACUGAAACUUAAACUGAGCAAAGGAACUGGGAACAGGCAACGGGAAACGGAGCUGGCUGGGAUCGUUUACUAUUCUCAUGCAUAAAGCAGGCCGUGUCUGUAUAUUGAUUCUAGCAUUAUUUUGUUCUUCUACGGUUUAUGUGUAUGUGCUUGUGUGUGUGUUCUUUGUUUGUGUCUGUUUUAUUUUUUGAGCUUGGUGUUUCAUAUGCACGCGCUCAGGAAACGCCGUAAGCGAACUGCGUUUCUAUUUACUUUUAUUUCCGUGUUUGAGCGCUGGGCACUGGGCAAUGAUGAUGUCGAUGAUUGUGAGAUAUAAAUUAAAUAUGCAGAGUGCUGAAUAUACAUAUAUUUUUGAUGUGCGCCAUUUACAAAAUAAAUAAAUG
Drosophila busckii is the source of this 13762-nucleotide messenger RNA. It is a transcript of the gene Dnah3, whose product is annotated as dynein heavy chain 3, axonemal. Gene Ontology annotation, molecular function: dynein intermediate chain binding; minus-end-directed microtubule motor activity; dynein light intermediate chain binding. Gene Ontology annotation, cellular component: dynein complex. The record is from RefSeq and is a predicted model, not a curated record. Gene Ontology annotation, biological process: microtubule-based movement. Bases 104 to 13261 code for a protein of 4385 amino acids. NCBI's taxonomy places the organism in Eukaryota, Metazoa, Arthropoda, Insecta, Diptera, Drosophilidae. The transcript is spliced from 53 exons.